Cloeon dipterum is the source of this 2519-nucleotide messenger RNA. Its product is annotated as gamma-tubulin complex component 3-like. Bases 339 to 1793 code for a protein of 484 amino acids. The record is from RefSeq and is a predicted model, not a curated record. Gene Ontology annotation, biological process: microtubule nucleation; spindle assembly; meiotic cell cycle. The transcript has 8 exons. NCBI's taxonomy places the organism in Eukaryota, Metazoa, Arthropoda, Insecta, Ephemeroptera, Baetidae. Gene Ontology annotation, molecular function: gamma-tubulin binding; microtubule minus-end binding. Gene Ontology annotation, cellular component: equatorial microtubule organizing center; spindle pole; gamma-tubulin complex.
ACGUUCUUACGUGGAUGGAAAUAGGAGAAUUGGUAAAUAUUUGUUACUUAAGGAAAUUCCAAGAAGCUGAGGUAAAUUUUCCAGCCGCAUUAGUGCUACCUUUGCCUUCCAGUUAUCUUGGUCCCCAUCCAGAAUAUCUUGAGUUAACUGAACGACGUAAACAGAUUGUUGGUAUUAUUAACAGCGCUCUAUUGCAAUUUCAUGCACUGCAAUUCCAUUUCAGAAUGCUGAAAUUAUCAACCAACCAAAUUCAGCGGUGACUGAUCAUGAUGAUGUAGCUGAACUAGCAAACUCGAAGAAAAUUGGAAAACUUGAACAAGUGCCGCCUUGAAAUCGAGAUGGAGAUUUCUGGAAAUCUAACUUUAUUAGAAACCUGUGCCGAGGGUCAAGCAACAGGAGAUGAACGACAGAAGUCGCACAGCGAGCAGGAAGCUGUAAGAGAGCUGCUUUACGCAUUUCAAGGAAUUUGUGGCAACAUUUUGGGCAGAAAUGAGCAGGUCAAAGACCAUCUGAGAUUUAAAAUGAGCACAGAGCAUGGAGGCCAAACUUUGCAACAGCAAGUUCUGCAUAUGGCGGUUUUGGGGACAUUGUACCAAAAAGUAAAUUCAUUUGUAGAGCUGCAUAGCUUGCACGGAGAGUCCCUGUUCUUUAGUGCCUUAGCUUCAGCUCUUCGACAGCAGCUGACCAGUUUCCUUGGUCUGCUAGCCCACCUUGAAUGCUUACUCGCAAGCCAAAAGAUAACCCUGCUGCAGCUCAGGGUGAAAACCCUAGGAGCCAAAAAUCAUCUAUCUUGGCUGGUUACUAUCACUGAAGCGUGCAAAUUUCAACUUGGCUGCAACGUGAUGUCAACCCUGCACAACCUGAUGCUCACAUUCAGUGGAAAUCCGAACGCGUUGAGGAGCGCUUCUCCUAUUUUCUUGAGAGUUUCUGAGGUCUUUUAUAGACUUCUGAAAGAGUGGCUUUUGUGUGCCAGGCCUACCGACCCAUUUGACGAGUUUUUUAUUGCAAUCUCUGAUACGCAACCUGAGACCAUGAUCCUCAAGCCAGAUUUCUACCAGCUGAGAACUCUGAUGUGUCCUAAUAAUUUGUCUAAAGCACAAAUAAAUAGAAUCAUGAAGGCUGGACAAAAUUAUGCAUUGCUGAAGAAAAUUCUGGAAGAAAAACAGCCACUGGAGGAACUGCAUCUCAAGCUGGACAAAAUUAUCGAGAAAGUGAUUACAGAUGCUGAUCACGGCGUGAAUGCGUGGGAAACGGAUGGCGCAAUGCACACCUUCCUGAUUGAAAUGGAGAGAAGGGUUUCACAAAAACUUGCUGACGCCUUGCUGAGACAUGGAAAACUAUAUGUCCAUCUGGACAUUCUCACGGGCUUUUUUUUGCUCCGACAAAGUGGCUUUGCAGCUCAGUUAAUCAUGAAAACUUUUGAUAUGCUGAGUGCUGCUGCUCCACUCGUCAGUGAGUACACUUUGAGGGAGAAGCUACGAUUAGCCAUCAACGACUCCACAAGCCCAGAGCAAGAGGAUGUGUAUUUGGAGAAAAGGUUCAAGAUCCAUUUAAAUCCUCAGCCUGAACACAACCUAGGCUGGGACUCCUUCAGCAUAACAUACGAACUGGAAGAGGCCAAUCCAGUCGCUUUGGUGGUGACUAACGAGGUGUUGGAAAAGUACUAUUUCUGCUUCAGGGAAAUCCUCCAGCUGCGAAGGAUGGAAUGGAUGCUGUGUGACAUCCUCAAGAGCAUCAAGACCACCUACAGGAAGCUGCACCAACUGACAGGUUCAGCUACAGAGAAAAUUUAAUUUUGAGCAAAAUGGACAAAAAAUUUUAGGCGGAGAAAGGGGCGUGCUGAAUCACAUGCAUUUGAUGGCCAAGGAAAUGCACGUGCUGAUCCAGCAGGUGCUCAACAGCAUCUUGCAAGUGCGCCUGCAAGUGAAUUGGCACCACUUUUGCGAGGAAAUCAAAAGCAUCGCUUCGAUCGAGGCCGUGCGUGACCUGCACCAAAAGUAUCUCACGAGCAUUGAGGUCUGCUUGUUUUCAGAGCAGGUAAGAAAUUUGCAGUAAAAAGUCGAUAGGGGAUAUAAAAGUUCCAAUCCCAGAUGCACGAGAUGCUAGACUUGACCAUCGAGCUCAACGACCUGUUCCAAUCCUUCAUGCUUGCCUUCAAGUUACCACUCCCAGCACAGAAACACACGAGGGAUGACGUUUCAUGCUACAAUUACGGGACAACCACACCAAGCAAAAAUAUUUUUUCGCCGUCAAGCGUACCCAAAAGACUUGAGCAUUUGCGAUCUGAUUUUUAUGUGAGUGUUCAGAAUAUUUUGUAAGAAACCAUGUCCCUGAUGUUAAGGAGUCUAGAUGCUCGUGAUGAACUUUCUGAUUGUGGUCAAGCAGAGGCCUGAAGAGGACAUGCAGAAUCUCUAUGAGUUCAUAAACUUGAACAAUUUUUACAGAGUCUGAGAGUUUGCAAGGAGAGCUUUGUUUCAUGUUUUAAGUAACAAAUUCGUUUAUUUUAUCAUCGUAUUUUU